Lactuca sativa (garden lettuce) is the source of this 1507-nucleotide messenger RNA. It is a transcript of the gene RHB1A, whose product is annotated as RING-H2 finger B1A. The record is from RefSeq and is a predicted model, not a curated record. Gene Ontology annotation, molecular function: zinc ion binding; ubiquitin-protein transferase activity. Gene Ontology annotation, cellular component: cytosol. NCBI's taxonomy places the organism in Eukaryota, Viridiplantae, Streptophyta, Magnoliopsida, Asterales, Asteraceae.
UUUUCCGUAUGCUUUUAACUUAUUUGGAUUUUGUGGAUAACAUAUUCAUCGGUUUCGUGGUGUAGUUGGUUAUCACGUCAGUCUAACACACUGAAGGUCUCCGGUUCGAACCCGGGCGAAGCCAAUUUUUUUUAUUUUUUUUGGCGGCUUGAUUGAAAAGCAGCCAGCAAGAGGGACCCAACGUUUUCACUUUCAGAGUUGUACUGUAUAACACAGUGAGCGACAGUGCCAACAUUCGCCCUGAAGAAUGGCUAUCAAAUUCCGUCUUUUUGACUCGAUGUUUGUCUUUCUCUAACCCUUUUUUCCACCGAAAAUUUCCCUCUUUUUAUUUAUUCCUUUUUAUUAAAAUUAAACACUUCAAAACCAGUAGUGGGAUUUCGUUAACAAAAACCCUUUGCUUUACCCUUCUCAUCGCUUCACUACCCUCUUCUUCGCCGUUUUCAUCAACUGAUACAUAAAAGGAUUUUGAUUAUCUAAACUUGAUGGGUAAUUCUCGUAUGGUGUUUGAAGGUUUGGAAAAUAGCAGGAAAGAUUUUAUGAAUUUAUAAAAGAAAACCAAAAAUGGGAGGUUGUUGUUCUUCAUCUCGGAAAUUCCAAUUCCAAGGAACACCUGUCUAUUACUACUGUCCACCACCUUUAGAGCAAAGUGAAACAUCAUCACCCCACAAUGGUCCAUUUCCUGGGAGACUACAUAUCGAUGUAAAUCUUGACAUGUCAAUUCCGGACACUUAUCGAUCUCCGCCAACACCGAUUCCGUUCGAUGUGGUCUUAGGAAUUCCACAAUCAACAAACAACGCUCCUGAUGACCAAGCCUUUUGUGAUCUUGCUUAUCAGAAACCGAUUCCGAUUCCGAUUCCGGUGAAUGUUAAGGAAUUAGACCAUGAAGCCGAGGGUGGCACCCCUUUUGUCGAGUCCACAAAGAAGGUUGAUGUUGGAUUUCAAAUAUCGAAAGUUCUUGAUGCUUCGAAAGUAGAAGAGGAGGAUGUUUGUCCCACUUGUUUUGAAGAGUAUAAUGAAGAGAAUCCAAGAAUUAUAACAAAAUGUAACCAUCAAUUUCACCUUUCGUGCAUUCUCGAGUGGAUGGAAAGAAAUCACACUUGCCCAUUUUGCAGUCAGGAAAUGGACUUUGAAGUUCUAUAGAAGCACUCUUUAAAAAAGAAAUGUUCAAAGCAAUUCUCCUUCACCAUUGAAGGUUGCUAGAUUGAUUGGUCAUGAAGAUUUGUACUUGGGUUAUCAUAGUUGUUUUGUUUCUACCAUUUGGUAGAGAUUAGAUAAGCGUUUAGUUUUAUCCUCAUACAGCUGAAGUGACUAAAACUGAACGCUUACUUAAUCUGUAUCAAUAUUUAUGGAUCGGCUAUGUAAAUUAGUCGUUGCGUGUUAUUGGCUUAUGUAUGUAAAUGAUGUGCACAAGUUGUAGUAAUGUGAUCCUUCAUAACUACAAUUUUUAUUGCAUAAUGUAUGAAUUACUAUAAGCAACAUUUUGGUGAACUACUUAUUUGACUUGUAA